Acanthosepion pharaonis is the source of this 2442-nucleotide messenger RNA. Lineage: Eukaryota; Metazoa; Mollusca; Cephalopoda; Sepiida; Sepiidae. The record is from the annotation of a GenBank genome assembly.
AUGUCUCCAUUGUCAACAUUUUCUUCCCUCGACCUUCUGUCUCAUCGGCGGCAAGAUUUCAUAAUUUCUUCUUUCUGUCCGAUUUUUCUUUCGGUUUUCUUUUCGGUGACAUUACCUGCAAUUUUUCUUUUUUUUUUUUCUUUCUUGACUUUUACUGUUCCUUCUUUCUCUCGUUCUUUCUUUCUUUCUUUCUUUUCAUUUCCUAACACUUUCAAAUAUACAUUGGAUUUCCUUUUCUCUUUCUAUAUUUCUGCUUCUUCCUCACCGCUUCCUCAUCACCGGUCUUUUCUUUCUUUCUUUCUUUCUUUCUUUCUUUCUUUCUUUCUUUCUAUCAUUGUCUUGACUUUCUCUUCACCAAAUGAGAUUCCUUCUUUCAUAUUUUUUCUUCCUAUUUUUCUCUUUCUUUCUUUUAAUAUUCUUCUUUGUUUCUUUACAUUUCUCUUGCAAUUUCUUUCUUUUCUUCGUUUGUCUUCCUUUCUUUCUUUCAUUCUUUAUUUAUUCUUUCUUUCAUUUUCUCAAUUACAAUUUAUUUCUUUUUUUUUUUUCUAUUCUUUCUUUCUUUUCUUUUGUUUUUUCUAUUACAAUUUAUUUCUCUUUCAUUUUCCUUUCUUUUAUUUUUUCUUUCUUUCCUUCCAUUCUUUCUUUCUUUCCUUUUCUCUAUUACAAUUUCUUUCUUUCUUUCUUUCUUUCUUUCUUUCUUUCUUUCCUUUUCUCUAUUACAAUUUCUUUCUUUCUUUCUUUCUUUCUUUCUUUCUUUCCUUUUCUCUAUUACAAUUUCUUUCUUUCUUUCUUUCUUUCUUUCUUUUUUUCUUUCCUUUUCUAUUAAAUUUCUUUCUUUCUUUCUUUCUUUUUUUCUUUCUUUCCUUUUUCUCUAUUUUUUUUUUUUUCUUUCUUUCUUUUUUUUCUUUCUUUCUUUCCUUUUCUCUUUAUUACAAUUUCUUUCUUUUUCUUUUUUCUUUCUUUCUUUCUUUCUUUCCUUUUCUCUAUUACAAUUUAUUCAAUUUUCUUUUUUAUUUCUUUGGUUUUCUUUUUUAUCUUUUUCCCUAUUACAAUUUAUUUCGUAAUUCUUUGUUUCCUAGUUGGAUCUAUAAUUUCUCUCUUUGUUUCAUUUUAUAUCUUGCAUUCAUUUUCUCUACUGAAAUUUAUUUAUUUUUCCUUCUUUCUUUCUUUUUUUCUUACUCUCUAUUACAAUUUCUGUCUUUCUUUUUCUUUUGUUUCUCUUUCUUUCUUUUUCCUUUUCUUUCUUUCUUUCUUUCUUUCUUUAUUUCUUUCUUUAUUUGUUUCUUUCUCCUUUUUCUAUUACAAGGUUCUUUUUUUCUUUCUUUCUUCUUUUUCUGUUACAAGGUUCUCUUUUUCUUUCUUUCUUUUUCUCCAUUACAAUUUCUUUCUUUUUUCUUUCUUUUCUUUUCUUUUCUCUAUUACACUUUUUCUUUUUUUCUUUCUUUCUUUCUUUCUUUCUUUCUUUCUUUCUUUCUUUCUUUCUUUCCUUUUAUUUAUUACAAUUUCUUUCUUUUUUCUUUCUGUAUUACUUUUUUUACCUUUUCUUAUUACAUUUUUUCCUUUUUCUUUCUUUCUCUUUUUCUUUUUCUCUAUUACAAUUUCUUUGUUUUUUCUUUCUUUUCUUUUCUCUAUUACAAUUUUUCUUUCUUUCUUUCUUUCUUUUUUUAUUUCUUUAUAUUUUUCUUUCUCUCUCACGUAAUGCUCAGAGAAAUCCAAGGCAACACGACGGAAGACAACGAAAGAGAUAUGAUGCUACACCCUGUAUAUUACCUUUCUUUCUUUUUUCUUUCUUUCUUUCUUUCUUUCUUUCUUUCUUUCUAUCUUUCUUUCUUUCUUUCUUUCUUUCUUUCUUUCUUUGUAUUGACUUCCUUUUCUCCGAUCAAGAUUCAUUCUUUCUGUAUAUAUAUUUUUUCCUUCAACCUGUUUUUACCUUCCUUCCUUCCUUCCUUCCUUCCUUCCUUCCUUCCUUCCUUCCUUACUUCCUUCCUUCCUUCCAUUCUUUCACUUUUCUUUCUUUCUUUCUUUCUUUCAUUUUGUCUCUACGCUUUGCUAAGUUUUCUUUCUUUCUUUCUUUUCUUUCUUUUCUUUCUUUCUUUUCUUUCUUUCUUUCUUUCUUUCUCAAUCAUAUUGUCUCUACUCCGUGGUAAAUUUUCGUUUCUCCUUCCUUCCUUCCUUCCUUCCUUCCUUCCUUCCUUCCUUCCUUCCUUCCUUCCUUUGCUUUUUCCUUUUUCUUUCUUCUUUCCUUCCUUCCUACCUUCCUUCCUUCUUUCCUUUCUUUCUUUCUUUCUUUCUUUCUCUCUUUCUUUCUUUCUGUCUUUCUUUCUUUCUAUCUUUUCUUUUUUUCUCUCCUUCUUUCUUUCUGAGAUUCGUUUCACUAAUCGAGAUUCAUUCUUUCUUUCUUUCUUGAAUUUGUUUUUAUUUCUUUAUAUUUUAGUCUCUUAA